CUAGAAUUGGAUCUGAUUCUGCCCCAGGACUUAGAUCUGGCUUCUCCUGAGCCCUGGAUCUCACCAUGGAUCUAUUACUGUUGCUGCUGCUGCUGCCCCUGCUCUGGAGAAGAACCAUUUCUCAAAAUACCGAGUUUAGGAUUCACGUCAAGAAGACAGUGAGGGUGCAGGAGGGCCUGUGUGUCUCUAUCCCCUGCUCCUUCAAUUACCCCCAACAGUAUAGGAGUGAGAAGAAAGUUCAUGGAUACUGGAAAUAUGUACACUACUUGGAAUACCUUGCGGCCACCAAUGAUCCCCAAAAGCAAGUCCACUCCUGGGCAAAGGGCCGGUUCCACCUCACUGGAGACCUCCAGCUGGACAACUGCUCCUUUACUAUUACUCGAGCCCAGAAGAACGAUCAAGGGAAUUACCGAUUCCUGAUGAAGAAAGGAGAGCUGACCUACAAUUUCAAGGAUGACACGGUGUCUGUCCAGGUAGAGGAUCUCACCCAGAAGCCAGAGGUCCACGUGCCAGAGAUGCUGCUAUCGGGGGACCAAGCGACCUUGACCUGUACAGUUCCCGGAGCCUGCAGAGAAGGCACAGCCAUCAGCUACCUCUGGACUGGGGCUGCCCUCUCCUCUUCUAGAUUUGAGUCUCAAGAGCUCUACUUCACCCCGAAGCCCCAAGACCACGACACGAGCCUCACCUGUAAGACAACCUUCCUGGAGUCCGGAGUGAGCACAGAGACAACAGUCAGGCUCCGGGUUUUCUACCCUCCUCAGAAGAUGAACAUCAGAGUGUCCUGGGCAAAUAGGGCAGGACCAGAAUUCCCAGGAAACGCUUCGACCCUGGUGGUCCUCGAGGGCGAGUCCCUGACUCUGGUCUGUGGCACACGGAGCUACCCCCCGGCUGCACUGAGCUGGGCCCACAGAGGCCAAAUCCUGAAUUCUACCCAGGCCUCAGAUCCUGGGGUUCUGCACCUGGAGCUGUCCCGGCUGGGGACUAAUGCCAGCGGAGAAUACAACUGCCAAGCCAGGAACACAGUGGGGCAGCAGAACUACUCAGUGAGGCUCUGCGUGCAGCUUCUGACCCAGAAGCCAGAGGUCCACAUUCCAGAAGUCCUGCAGUCUGGGCGCCAGGUGACCUUGACCUGUUUGGUUCCUGGGCCCUGUAGGGAAGGGAAACACUUGACCUACCUGUGGAAUGGCACUGCCCUCUCCUCGCAGGGUUCUGCCCUGUGGAAUACCAAUUCCUCCAAACUCCUCUUCACCCCCCGGGCCCAGGAUCACGGCACAAACAUCACCUGUCAGGUGAUAUUCCCAAAGGCCAGAGUGAGCAUAGAGAGAACUGUCCAGCUUAGGGUUGCCUAUCCUCCUCAGAAUACGACCAUCAGUGUUUCUGGGGCAAUCAGAAGAGGCCAAGAGUUAUUGGGAAAUACCUCAUCCCUGAGGGUCCUGGAGGGCGAAUCCUUGACUCUGGUCUGUGCCACCGAAAGCAACCCCCCAGCCACUUUGAUCUGGACCCAUAAGAAUCAAGUCUUGCAAUCCUCACAGGCCUCAGAUCCUGGGGUCCUAUACCUGGAACUGUCAAAACUGGGGCCCAAAAACAGAGGCAAAUACACCUGCCAAGCUCAGCACCCACUGGGAUCUCAACAGCAUUCAAUGAGACUUUGUGUGCAAACCUGUGCUUGUUGCCCUGUCCCUGAGGAAGAGGAUGGUUCCUGGCCUCUGAUCUUGACCCUGCUUCGAGGAGUCCUCAUGGGAGCUGGUUUUCUUCUCACCUACGGCCUCACCUGGCUCUAUUACUCCUGUCAAGACCGCCAGUCCCAGAACACUAUGGAUAAGAGUGUGCCAAUGGAUGUUUACUCAGUCCCUGUGUUCUAAGGGACUCAGAAUAUGUCAAAGAUACCCAGAAUUGCUGGACAAAAGUCAGAAUAACUAGCAUCUUAUCCAUUUUCUGUUCUUCCUCUCUCACAUCACCAAACACCACUUUGGUGCUCAGAAAUCCUUCUAAUCACUUUUUAUUGACUUUCAAGUUGACUCCUCAAAGGCACAGUUCCAAAUUUCCUCCUCUAUUCUCAAGCCCCUGACCCCACCCUGUCAUCUAGUCCUUGGAAGAUGCUCUUGUCUCCUACUUCCUUGAGGAAACCUAAUCUCCAUUCUCUACAAAUAACCUGAACAACCUCCCUUUUCUUCUCUCCUCUUACCCUCUAGUCUCUGAAGAGUGAAACAUUCUUAUAGUCCUUCAUCUUAAUCAUUUCCUCCUACAUUCCCAAUGUCAUCCCUAGAACUUGGAAGAGACCCCUAAAUUGAUCUAGAAAAAGCCCUCCCUGACCAGGAAUCUAGUGGACAACUUCCCUGAAAGAUGGUCAUAUGUUCUCUGCUAGAAGACCUCACAUGAUGGAGAACUGGACCUCCUGAGCAGCUCAUUCCACUUUAAUAUUGUUUAGGAAGCUCUGCACUGAACCAAUGGCUUGCAUCUCGACCUCCCCACACACGCACUUCUGAUUCUACUUUCUGGGACCAAUGAGAGCAAAUCUCAUUCACAUGAUCACUCUUGAAAACAUUGGAGAAAACCAUAACGUCUCCCCAACUCCCCCGAGUCUUCUCUUCUCCAAAAUAAACGUUUAUUUUCUUCAAAUCAUCUUCAAAUGACAUGUUCUCUAGCCUCACUCCUUUCAUCAUCCCACUACCCAUUACAUUAAAAAAUAUUAAAUAUUUAAAAGAUAACAUUAGUGACUUCAUCUUGUCUUUAUCCGCCAUUUUGUGAAGCUAAAUUUCAGUGGCUUGUCAGGAAUCUGAUUUUAGAGAAGUCACAAGAUUACUCCUGCUCCCAAAUAAGGAAUGUCACAAAACUAUUCUUCUCCCACUUCCCUCAGUGUCUCCCAAUCCUCUCCACCAAUAAGAAACCAGGUGUUUUGAUUCCUAUAAUCCUGUUUUUCAUUUCCUCCAAAUUGUAUAUUAACUGUGUAGAAACCAAUGGUCAAUGUCCUUGACUAUUGAAAGUCUUCAUCCUGACUUCAUCCUGAUCAUCUGAAACCACAUGCAUUGCUAAAUAAAUUGAUAUCUGGAUGCAGCUACUCCAUUUCUUUAUUCCAUCCUCCCUUUUUUUUCUCUUCUGUUUGUCAGUAUCCUUCCUAAACUGAACACAGCACUCCAGGUAGGCCUUGUCCAAGGUAGAGGACAGUGGGACUAUCCCCUCUUUGUACCCGGGCUCUAUUAGAUCAAGGACUAUGGAGCUGGGCAUGUGCACUGACCCCUUGAUG
Monodelphis domestica (gray short-tailed opossum) is the source of this 3244-nucleotide messenger RNA. RefSeq names its product sialic acid-binding Ig-like lectin 14. Gene Ontology annotation, molecular function: sialic acid binding. Gene Ontology annotation, cellular component: plasma membrane. Gene Ontology annotation, biological process: cell adhesion. NCBI's taxonomy places the organism in Eukaryota, Metazoa, Chordata, Mammalia, Didelphimorphia, Didelphidae. The record is from RefSeq and is a predicted model, not a curated record.